AUGCAUCCAGACAAUACCAUAACAACAAAAGACACUGAAUCACCGCUUCAUUAUGACGGCACUCGCACCUCCUUGAAUAACGAUGAAAAGCAUAUUGAAACAGCUGAAUACAGCCCGUCUCAUUUUGACGAUACAUUGUCUUUUCGUCGUCAUGGACGCCGUGAGCAAGAACGCCGUCGCCACAUGCCAGAACAUCUUCGUGUCAUUCUCCCUGAGGAGAAAGGUUAUUCACCACGCUUAACAAAUUUUAGCAACAAGUGUAAGUCAUUGUGUAUGGUUAUGCUCAAUCCCAUCAUAGCAGUUAUCCGAUUCUUACAACGCCGAACAAACUUGACAUUCUGGAUAAUCGCGGGUAUGGUUGUUGGUAUCUUAAUCGGUCAAUUUGCCCCUGCUGCCGGCAAAGAAAUCAAACCAUUAGGUGAUGCUUUCAUUAUGAUGAUUAAAAUUAUUAUUGUGCCACUUGUAUUCAGUGUCCUCGUCAUCGGUAUUGCUGGACACGGUGAUGAUGUCGGAAAAGUUGGAAUUCUCGCAAUCAAAACCAUUAUUUAUUUUGAAGUUGUUACAACAAUUGCUUUGGCAAUUGGUCUUAUCAUGGCAAAUAUAGUAAAACCUGGCGUUGGGGUUACACUACCUGUUGGGCAGGAUACUUCCACAGUACAAGAAUUGGCUGAUAAAGAAUCUACAUCAAUUACCUGGUAUAACGAAAUGUUUUUAAUCAUUCCCGAAAACUUUUUUAAGGCCGCUUAUGAUAACAAGGUGCUUGCCAUCGUUUUCUGCGCGGCUAUGUUUGCUUGUGCGAUGAUGAAAGCUGAUAAAGAAAGCAAGAGAUUUAUGCUUAGGAUCAACGAAUCGCUUUCUCAGAUCAUGUUUAAAUUUGUGGGUUUAGUCAUGAACUAUGCACCUAUUGGUGUUGGCGCAGCCUUAGCAGCCACUGUUGGAGCAAAUGGUAUCAGUGUUUUAGCCAAUCUGGGAAAGCUCAUCGGAUGCGUCUAUGCUGCAUUGGUCAUAUUUGUUAUCGUAGUCUUGAUUCCUAUCAUGUUUUUGGCUAGAAUACCAAUCGUUGGCUUCUUUAAAAUCAUGUUUCGACCCUGGUUACUUGCUUUCAGUUCAGCAUCCAGUGAAUCGGCACUUCCGCUAGCUUUCGAGAGAAUGCGCGAGUUUGGUUGUACAAAUGCUCUUACAGGCUUUGUUAUUCCAUGGUAA
Molecule: messenger RNA, 1203 nt
Organism: Mycotypha africana
Lineage: Eukaryota; Fungi; Mucoromycota; Mucoromycetes; Mucorales; Mycotyphaceae
Product: Sodium:dicarboxylate symporter family-domain-containing protein
Exons: 4
Coding region: 1-1203 (400 amino acids)
Cellular component (GO): membrane
Molecular function (GO): symporter activity
Source: RefSeq, a predicted model, not a curated record